AUGACUUCAACCUCUAGCGAUAUUGUGGCCCUGGGAACCGUUAUCAAGGACCGAUGGAAGGUGAGCAAAAAGCUUGGCGGUGGAGGCUUUGGUGAGAUUUAUGAGGCCUUGGAUACCAUGACUCAGCAAAAGGUCGCCAUCAAGGUAGAAUCCUCUCAACAGACCAAGCAGGUGCUCAAAAUGGAAGUUGCUGUUCUUAAACGCCUACAGGGCAAACCACAUGUCUGUCGCUUUAUUGGGUGCGGCCGUAAUGAGCACUACAACUACAUCGUCAUGACUCUGCAGGGUCGCAAUCUCGCCGAUCUUCGGCGUUCUACGCGGCGUGGUUAUUUCUCCAUCUCCACUACAGUUCGAUUGGCUCGUCAAAUCCUCACUGCCAUCGAAAAUAUCCACUCGGUGGGGUUCCUCCAUCGUGACAUCAAACCAUCCAAUUUUGCCCUCGGAAAUGGUGUUGGACCUGGUUCGGUCAGUCCCAGAAGUAUUGUAAUGCUUGACUUUGGAUUGGCACGUCAAUACACCACCACUGGCGGUGAUAUUCGACCUCCUAGACAGGUUGCUGGUUUUCGUGGAACUGUGCGUUACGCCUCAGUCAAUGCGCACCUUAACAAGGAGCUUGGGAGACAGGAUGAUCUCUGGUCGCUUUACUACAUGCUAGCCGAGUUCAUAACUGGUGAACUGCCUUGGCGCAAGACGAAAGAUAAGGAACAGGUUGGCAUUAUGAAGCAAUCCUUUGACCAAAACCAACUUCUCAAAUUUAUGCCCCGUGAAUUCCGCGCUUUCCUUGAGCACAUUCAAAGUCUAACGUACUUCGACAAACCUGAUUAUCAGUAUCUUCAGUCACUGCUCAACAACUAUAUGGAGAGACGAUCAAUCAAUGACAGUGACCCCUUUGAUUGGGAGGUCACGAAUGACCACUCUGGUGCCAUGAGUGAGACCAACCAACAUCAUAUGAACCUUCCAGCUAAUGGUAAUGUAGAAAAUAACCGAGGUACCACUGACGCCAAAGCCACUAGAGGUUCAGGCUUGGGUGCUAACGGGGGCGUUGCUCCCACAGCUAGUGGUGCCGGUCUAGUGGUGACCAGUGGCUUCUACUCGGGUGUCCGGGCUAUGGCCUGCUCUGCUAAGAUGCAGACGGACGCCUCCGGCGUCACAAAUGGUGGUAACGUCUGUCCUGGUGGUGCUGGCUCCGGUUUUGGAGGCUCCUCACCCAAUGUCUAUAAGCUUGCUGGAGGCAGCGGGGUCGUCAAGCGCUCCGUCGAGGACGCAGUAAUUAACAACAAUGGGGAUCAGACACGUGCGCCUGCAGGUGCUUCUUCAACUGCGGCAGUCAAUGGAUCUGUCGGUGUUCGGAAAAUGCCAUAUUCUUCGUACUUUCGUUCAGGAGGUGCUAAUAACGCUACAACUCCACGCUAUCUAAAGGAAGUGAAAGCAGCCACUCGAACACGAGAUCAAAAGACCGCACUUUCACGGCCCUCCAAUUUGAGUAAAUCCCGUGAGGAAGGGGAGAAGAAGCCGCCUUCGGACGAGGGUGCCAAUAGCAAAUCGAUUCUGUGGAGUCGUCGGCCUAUUAGCGCGAGCACUAGCAAUAUUCGCAGCAGUGUUGGACCUGCAGGUAGCAGCGCCAGUCUCACAAACAUCGGUCGAAACGACACUAGUUGUACCCAUGCGGUUGUUGUGAUGGUGGACCAAGAGGGCAUCCCAGAUGUCACCCGUGCUGGUGCCUAUACCUUUGGCAGUCAGUGGGGUGGUGGUGAAGGGGAAAGUGAUAAUGAUUCGAGAAUUUCUGAGGACGAGGCGGAAGUUGGUGUCGGUGGUGGUGGUGUUGUCGCUUCUCUCGCUAAACGGCUUCACGGGGAAGGGUUGGAAUCAAGUGAGCGUCAUCAAAUCCCUCCACCACUAUCUCCUGGGGAGACUAAUGUGGACGAGUGUAAUAACAACCAUGGUCUCACUUCUGGAGUGCCCAAAUCCACACUUCCGCGUCUUUAUAUGCCAUCCCUUGCUACACCCGCCUUCACUCCGCAACUCUACUCUCGCUCACCCUCAAUCUCCUCUCAGGGAGGUGUUGGUCGCAAACUCCAGACCGCAUCAAAUAGGCGCCGACGCUUAAGUUCGGACAUUCGAACCAAGUCACGGACUCCAGAAAUCACCUCCUUGUUGCCUCCGCGUUGUGUUGGAUCAUCUGGCUCUAUUGUGGCGACUCCGGGUAGUGAAAGCAGUGGUUAUCACUCCUCCCAUCAGCAUCAGCAUCCUCCAAUGCCAGAAUUUUCAUUACCUGCAGGCCAUAUGCGCUCAUGGCCGCCAGAAACUGUUGCUCGAAAAGUUUCUGGCCUAGGUUUGAGACGACCCGCAGGUCUGUUGUCGACACCGCGGUUUCCAACACUCCUAACAAAUGUCGCAACGUGUCUAGUCGCCACGGAGGUGCCACGAGAAUCAGCAUCAAAUUUGGAUUCUUCUUCUGUUGCCAGGGUGACCUUGGAACCCCAACGAACUACAGCAGGGGCGGAAGAUGUGCCUGCCGUGGCGGCUGCUCCGGUGCCUUUCUCAAACAAACUCUCACCUUGUCAGGAUCCACCACAGGAGGUGCUUGUACUCGGAGGUACAAACACGGAGGAGCAAGAGGAAGGGGUCGCGAAGGGAAUUGUAGUGAGUAACCAUUCUAUCUUCAUUCUGUCUUAG
Messenger RNA from Hydatigera taeniaeformis, 2676 nucleotides. The record is from the annotation of a GenBank genome assembly. NCBI's taxonomy places the organism in Eukaryota, Metazoa, Platyhelminthes, Cestoda, Cyclophyllidea, Taeniidae.